CCGUGCUAUUCGGGACUUCAUUUCUGUAGUUUGAUGUUAUAGUGACGUCUGUUGGUAGUAGUGCGCAUGCGGGUCAUCAUGUGUGAUGAUGGACGGCUGAGAACACAGGGAAUGGAUAUUCGGCAGACGAUACGCACCGUUAACGCUCAUGCGGGCUGGCAGCUCAUGUGUGUAUUUCCGAUCUUAAUGGAUCUGCUUUCACCAGACCACAAGUAAGCCAGAGAUGUUUGAAAGAGUGAGAGUCUGUUGUGCAGAGCCAGAGGGAGGCAUGAUUGGGUCAAUUUUCUGGAAGAUCCAUUGUUAUUUUGCCCCUGGCGGUGUAACGAGAGAAAGAUUUCGCCUGUUAGUGGUACGUGAGAAGCGCGAUUGCCUGAUUCAGAGGACAAUGUGAUGGUGCCUUCGAUAUAGGAGCAGUCGGAUAUGAAGGAGUUCCCUGCUGCACACAACGCUUUGUUCCAGCUAGACUACAACAGCUCCCGGAAGCCCACUGUUUUGCCACCUCGAAGCUGACUCUUGUACUGAGUUCUUGACGUCAGGAUGAGGGUGCCGAGUAGGGGCAGCAGUGACAUGGACGGAACGGAUGAGAGUGAACAUUUUGUCCGCGUGGGCGCCUCACUCACGCCACGCAACCUUAAAGGGAGGAUGCCAUCUUAAAAUUCCUAGACACGAUCAGAGACCGAAAAAACAUCCGUCAACUUUUUGCGCUGGCGGUCAAUGGAUCUGUGUCUGCAUUUCGAUUUUCGUCUGCUGAUCUAAAAUGUUGGCGUUUGUAAAAGACCCAUCCGAACGAGACAAUGCUCCAACAAUGUAUUUAAAUCGGUCGACUCUGAAUUAGCAGUGAAGUGAAAUUGAUGCGUGCAUCUAAGACAAUUCGCAAGUCUGCGGGCUGCAUACCUCGGUGACAUCUACCUGUUCCGGCAGGAGCUUCUCUUGAAAGCAGGUUCCAGCCUUCGGGAAAUAUCGCAAUAUUGGGCUCGAGUAGGAUCGUUAGUGCACUCGGGUGACAAACGUGGCUUCCGCGGCGGGCUUGAGUGUUUCCGUGUGGUGCUGGCGAGUUCAAUCGCAGCGGCCACUGCGUGAGAAAUGGAUGCGAAUCACGCAUGUAGGUAUCCGUUCAGCUGAAUGUUGGUUCUUCUACCACACAUGGAACAAGCGCCAAAAACGGGCCUCAGCAUUCACUUCGAUCCUGCGCACCGUGUCCUGCUUGUAUUACUGCAGCAAGUCGCGAAUGCUCUCGGAUUAAAGGAAGCAUUCCUGCUCGUGAGUACUCUUUCUGCUGUGGCCAGGCGUCUAGUCUCUCAGCAGAUUCGAACGAUAUGGAAAGCCUUUCUUACUGAUUCAGCCGCUGUGCAUAUCUUGGGAAGACAUUUCGCUCUGUGCCGAUUUCCGUCAGCUGUUUCCGUCUCAUAGAGUUAUGGUGCGGCCUCCAGAAGAGAACAGCUGCCAUGCAGAACUGGGGCUGCAGCGGACAGGAGGGGAGCAACUGAAUCCGAACUGUACCGCGCCGAGGGUGUUUCGAAGCUCUGCUGCUUGUCUCGAGAACGAUGUGACUGAUACACUCUCCUGGUUUCUUCAAGCACCACCAGCUUGCUGUGCGCGUGUAUAGUGCUGUUCUAACUGGUUCCUUUCUCACGCGUCGGUGAGACGCAUGGGGUUAGCGCACGGGGACUGGGUUCCCGAGGAUGUAACAGUUUUCUGCACAUGCUUUAUCACAUGAACAGGUCUCCCGUUCAUUUUGCUGCCGAGAUAUCCGGUUGCACAGCGAGUUAAGAAUGAAUCUGACGUCACUGAUGAGGUAUAAAUCAAAUACAGUAUCACACUGUGGCUUCGUCGCGGACGAAGGUGCAGGAUCACUUAGCUGAGCUGGGCUAUCUGUCGAUUGAUGAGUAUUCAUUAUCAUCGUCCGUGAUGUUGCAUCAAUGCCAAUAGCCUGCUGUAGACGGGUAAAAGCAACCCCUCCGCUCCUUUUCGACAUGCUCGGUUCCAUACACAACGCUUCAGUGCUUGUUAAGAGGCAAAUGAGCGUACGAGGUGUGUCGUCAGUUUCAUGAAGUGCCACUCCAUCGGUAGGACUGUUGGGCUGAAUGUUCAAGCUGUAACCAUCCUCAGAACUAAGAGACUUUCCUAUCUGUGUGCAGACUCUCAUGAAAAAUGAUCCUAUGAUAGUGAGGGCCGAUUCAUAUUUCCUGUGGCACUUGAUGACAUAGGGUUUUCAGACAGCCGUGUGGCAGAAGUCUUCAGGCCUACAUGAUGUCGUUCAACAGUGUGAGGCUCACAAGAAAAGAACAUCAACUCGAUGACACAGGGGUUUGGGGUUCGCAUCUGCCACAACAAGAAUGCGACGUCCCAGAGAAACACUGCAUGAUGGUUCAUCAGGGCAACCAGCCAGGCGAUAGAAGAAAUGAGAUGACUUUGUGGAGAGGCCACGUUUUCUCAUAAGCGUGCCGACCACUGAUUCCAUCACUGACCGAGACAAGACAAGACACUGCCACAUUUUAGCUGAGAAGCUGAGAUUAACUGAUGCAGCAUUCUUGCUGUGUGAAAACUAGAUGGCUCACACGGAGACGUGAGCCUUCACAAGGCUUCACUCCACGUAGAUCCAGUAGUUUGGUUGCGAGUGACCGCACACAGUCAUCUUUAGAAAUCGCCUACUUCUGCGGGAGUUUAGCUCCUGGCCUCUUCAUCUACGUUUUUUCUGGCUCGUGUGCGUGACAGCGUGCACAGACUCAAAACGCAACGGUUAUUCAACAGCCGUAUCGUGCUGUUCCUCGAUGUUAAGCCACACAAGCUUUCGUGUUGCUCUGCUUACCUGGUACAAACGUUCUCGAGGAAGUGUCUGCCUCAUGCGGUGACGCAUUUGGGGGUGAUCCCAAGGGUGGAUGUUGGGUUCUUGGGACCGACAUUCGGGUAUACGAUAAGAAGGGGAAGGCGCAGGCUUUCCGUCCUAUGGAGUGAUGAGUCGCCGAAAUGCCACUGUAGUGCGAUGUACCAAAACAACCGUUCGCUGUGCUGUUCUGUGAUGCUCAGGUGACUGCUGGACUAGCAGCGGUUGCCGUUGCUAUUGGGCUCGUGAGUUCACAUAAAACGUCGGGGAAUCGGAUUAAGCGCUUCGUUCAUCGACACAGAAACGGCUGAAGUCAGCUCAGAGUUGCAAAAAGUAUUAGUUUAUUUCUGCAGACAUUUUCAAUUCGGCGCACUUACCUGGAUUUCUCACGGGAACGAGUGUUUUUGCACGCCAUUUACAUUUCGUAUGCUCAGCGUGAACCAGGAGAAAAUACCGGUCCGCUGAGAUAUUACAGGUGUCUGGUCGUUUUGAGUAUGCGUUUACCGGACACUCCAUUUUUAACAGCACUCGCCCCUGUUUUCUACACAGUAUGAACUCUUCCUUUCCGCUGUAGGCAAUUACAUGGGUUACCAAAUAAUGUAAUAUUCGGGGAUACUAUCGUACGUCGUAAUGCAGUACCUGUUGAGAGUAUGCAGCAAGUGCGGAAAGGUCAACCCCUGAUGACUUUCAUGGCUUAGAAGUAGAUGAACUAGGCGAGGCCGUUUAACUUGAGGGAUGCGGAGGAGGUAUGCAAUGCACUGGUACAGUGUCAGUGGCCGAUCAGGCUCUAAGUUUGAACACCUACUGAGAACGUGGCGUAAUUCGCAUUGAGUGUCCGGCGAUCACGCCCUGCCAUCUACGCCUUCGAGAAUCGUGUAUCAGAUAUUUGACUUGCAGUGAGAUCCCUUUUGUAUGAUGUACCCUGGGAGGAGCCUAAAGGCUCUGUUGGUGGUCCAUCGUAGUUGUUUCUUCCUUCCACGGCACAGCAAGAUUCGGGUGACCACAAGCGAAAGCGUCAGCGUCUUGAGCAAGGAUGUCGCGUUACGUAUUAAAUCUUUCCCAAAGGACUAAUGUUGUAUUGAGAGUAUUGUAAGGAUUACUUGCGCACUUCUCAGAAGUACACCGAACAAAACGUGAGAAUGAAGAUGGUGGCAUCGGUUGCAAAUACCAGUGCCUAUCCUGUCACCGUUUGCGCCUUCUGAAGUUCCCCCGGAAAUUCUUGGCUUCUGAGGAGACAAAACAGUGCUUUGAUAGAAACGCCACGAUACGGUCGGGCUCUUUUUGCUCGUCGGUGAGGUGCGGUCGACUUCUGAGGAGUGCCGAUCACUGAGUACGAAGGUGUUGGCGGCGCACGCAGCUGGAAGAAGCGCAUCAGGAGCCGUGCAAAAAGUUGUUCAUGUCUGAUGGAAGUAAUGUAUUGUGGAGAGGGCUGCGUGCUGGUAGAUGGUGCUGUUGAGAUGGUAGAGUGAGUCUAAAACGAUGCAUGAGAGGGAAGGGCCAAGCCAUUGUUCUUUUUUGCGCAGUCUAGGAGAGUGAGUAUUUUUGCCAGGUUUCGUGUGCAUUAUGGAACAUAUGCCUGAUGAUGAGGUUGUUGAGGGAGGCCCCUAGAAGGAUCGUCCAACAUUACUAGAAACACACUGAGAGGGGUCGCCGGUGCCAGAAGCAGCGAGAGGAGGUAGUGUUCCGGACUUCAGUGUCGUCUAGCUUUGUCGGUCGCAUCUAUGGUAUGCCAUCUUGCGUUGGGACGUUACGUCAGACUCCUAUCCCCGUAGUAAGCGAUGUAUUGACAGAGUGACAAUGCCCCGCGUCAACGCAGUGAAGGACUGAGCCUAGCUUUUCGAUAAUGUGGUGGUCCAAUUAACGUUCCGCUUUACGUCGAGAAGUGAUGAUCGUGAGCGUGCGCAGAUGGAUCAAUGGUUACAAUUUCUGUGUCCAAGCACUUGGGAAGCGUCAUAAGAAAGAAUUCCCUUUUCCAUAAUCUAUGCCGCACAGUGGCAUGACAGUACAAGACUGCAAGUAAAUCAGGUGCGUCUUCGCAUUUCAUAGGUGCCUCAGGUAGGUGCAUUUGGCCGAUGAUAUAUCGUGGCAAUCUGCCAAGUUUCGGGGCGGACGGAGAGGAGAUCAGGGCUAGUGGUGAGGGUGUGAAGAUUAGUUGCGCGGGUGAAAGGAAGUGGGGAGAAAUAGAGCUCAAAUAAAAAGUACCUCCGGUCAUCCCCUUUUCCAAGCGCAAUUUCAUCGCGAUGUUAAAACGUCAUUCGAACUUUUUGCAGUCACGGAAUAGGGAGGGUGCACUUCACGCAGUGUCUCACUUCAACUGUUUGUUGGCGAUCAGCUCUGGAACUUCAGGGAUAACGGACGAUCACGAAAACUUGAAUUAGCUGUGCACGUGUUGCCAAGGCGAGAGAUGACGUGACCCGGGGGCUGAAGUUACAACGUCGCCAGGGAAAGCGCUCAGAUGUGCACGUCUGCAUAGAUGGAAGCCUAUUCACAAUUCGACAGGCUUUUGUACUGUUUCCGAAAAACAGUAUUCCUAUGUUAUGGUGCCGAUAGGCUGCUGGAAGAGCUGUAAGCAGCAUGGCUAAUGACGUAGUCAGCAGUCUCUGACGCCUCUUUACAGUUCGAGAGUUAGGCUUGCGUUCUACGUAAGAAUCUUUGCUCGAAUUCUUGUUUCAUUGGCAUUCAUUGGGGUGGCUUCGGGCUGUCCUCUUUUGCAGCCUGCAAGCGUUUAACUUCUAGCUGUCUCGUAGGCGUGAUCACUCGUUUCAGUGUUGUACUUUGUCGUUGCCUAAGUAGGGUGCUAUCGUGUCGCGUAUCGGGACAAAGGUGAGGCAAAAAUCAUAGGUCGUGCCGGUGGCCAAAGAGUGGCUAACUCAAGUUUGUAAUUGUAUACUCUGAGAUAAAAAGGCUCUCACAUAGGUGGGGGAAGAACCACGGUAAGCAUGGAAAUCCGCGUACGGAGCGAGCAGCUGGAUUCACACUGGGUUGACUUAUCAUAACGAGAUAACUCGACAGGAAGACGCGCAGAAGCGUGAUGCGCAUGUGGGGGCGAUUAGAAAAGCGGGAACGACGGCUGUGGAGGCAGAGUGUGGACGUUUCACCUUGUAGCUUAGUCAUGACAUCUCCAGGUCCCGCGAUCGGCCUCACGAGUGGCCAGUCAAUCUGCAGGGAUCAGCUGACUGUAGCUGUGUGGUAGCGUCCUCACGGUGACGAUGGUUGCUCUACUGCCUUCCACCAAAAUAUGCAUUCACUAAUAUGAGCAAGGACUACAGGUCAUCUCGCGUUGUAUCAACGAGGGUGACAACUGGGCCAGGGGUUGGGUCGUCAGUCCACCAUGUACACGCUAUACCUUCUGAUAGCUCUAACAAUGGUCCUGCUUUGUGUAGCUUCGCAAAAGUUCACGUUCGUUCUCAUAUAAAGGCCCACUGAGUGUGUAUGUGCAUCGGCAAAGGAAAACGAACCUGGACAUAGCGAAACAAACAGUUCUUGAGGUUUUCCAGGUCUUGCAAGCGGCAUUGGUUGUUUUUGGGAACUUGCUUGUGAUUGACGACACUGGAAAAGAAUAAUGCAGAAGUAUGUACGCCAGUCUCGCCGACGUAUGCACUACUCCCAGUAUCUCGAUUUAGCGCGGAAUACCCCAGAGAAACCAGCAAAUGGGGCACGCCCCAGUGAUAGAACUCGCAUAGGAUGUGAGGCGACAUAAUGCCAUCAGUGUGUCGCUAGUAGCUCACGCACAGCAGCACCCAACUGACGUUGGUUUCUGGAUCAAUCCUUGUAGAAACCGUCCUCGUAUAGCCUCAACUGUGCAAGGGGAACCGUGAAGAAGUCCAGCGAGAGGGGGGUGGCGAACGCAAGUGUAUAUGCUUGCGCCCGUACGUCAGCACAGGCUGUCAUGGUGCGACAUCUGGUUUGUGGACUGCCGUCGGUUCCAUGUCAGAACACUGUGGGAAUACGGUUGUGGACAGCCACAGGAGGUGAGGCUUACACUUGAUUGUCAUUUGGUAUUACGCUGUAUGGAAGACUCUAUGCAGGUGUGCGAGAGCCUAAUGGGUCCUGCGUCCGAGUGUCGGUGAGAGUGGAGUAGGAGAGGUAGGUGAAUGUGGCCGAUCGAGUACUUCAGUGUACGGAGGCAAGAUGUGACAUCUGAUUUGUGGACUUCCAUGAGCUCUAUGUCGCAACACAAUUUGAAUGUGGCUGUGGACAGCUACAUGACGGGAGGACUGCUUUUGUUUUGCAUUUGGUUUUGUCUGUUUUGUGUGAACGAAUGGAUGCGGGUGAGCGACACGGGAAGAGUGAGUCAGAGUAUCAGUGAGCGUGGAGUUGGAAGGUAGGUGAAUAUGGCUGGUCGAAUAGUUCCCCGGGCGACGACGUGAUGUCACAUCUGACUUGAGAACUGCCGAGAGGUCAAUAUCAGAACAUCGUCGGUUUGGGUUGUGGUCAGAUGCAGGAAGUCGUUUUCCUGUUUUAAGUCGUCUCUGAAGUGGACUGCUAUUUUGGGGUGUGAUACAGUGGCAGUGGAUGGUAGUGUUAUGCUGCGUCAGCGCAGGUAAUGCUUUUCGGUGAUGGCAACGCCUUAGCUCCGCAGCAAGCGGGGAACACUGAAGUUUUCAAAGAAUGCCGUCCUGUAGGGUAGCCGUUUGUAGUAGACUCGCGUAGUGGAAUACAGGAUGCACGACUCUAAGAAUCUAUCCAUCCUUCCAGUUCUGCGUAUUCUGAGAUAUGCGUCCAUCGCCGGCUGAAGUAAGCGGAGCUUGCAUGUGAUGCCCUUGGGUGCGAAAGCACCUCGCACAAAAUUUGCGUCCAUGACCAAUACUUCACCUGACUAAAUGCACAGAUACGCAAUACAGUUCCAACCAGUUCUGACCAACAGAUUCUCUGGAACGUCACUGUCGUCUUAUACAGUGGGCCUUUGCUCCAGGGUGGCGUGACGGUACGUUUUGAUCAAAGCAAUACAAAAGUAACGUCAGGCAUAAUGUCAUUGCUGACCACUUUGGGAAAUCGACGAAUCGAUGCUUUGUUUUUUCUGCCAUGGUCGAGCUUUGCUAUCCCGGGCUCCCGUCAUCGUCGCA
This is a messenger RNA of Toxoplasma gondii ME49, 7890 nucleotides long. RefSeq lists its product as hypothetical. The record is from RefSeq and is a predicted model, not a curated record. The coding region runs from base 1123 to 1410 and encodes 95 amino acids. Lineage: Eukaryota; Apicomplexa; Conoidasida; Eucoccidiorida; Sarcocystidae. The transcript is spliced from 3 exons.